This is a messenger RNA of Trichoderma reesei QM6a, 7719 nucleotides long. RefSeq lists its product as uncharacterized. The coding region runs from base 1 to 7719 and encodes 2572 amino acids. The transcript has 9 exons. Gene Ontology annotation, molecular function: cysteine-type endopeptidase activity; cysteine-type deubiquitinase activity. Gene Ontology annotation, biological process: protein deubiquitination. The record is from RefSeq and is a predicted model, not a curated record. Gene Ontology annotation, cellular component: cytosol; nucleus. NCBI's taxonomy places the organism in Eukaryota, Fungi, Ascomycota, Sordariomycetes, Hypocreales, Hypocreaceae.
AUGUCCGACGUUGCAGGUCCCAAGGCCUCUCCUGAGCCAAGCUCGACCCGCCUGAAUCCCUUCGACGACAGCGACGUCUCGUCCCGCAAGCGCCGGCGCACAUCCGUCUCAGCCUCGGGCUCGCCUUCAGCCUCGGCCGAGACGGGUGUCUACCUGUCAGACUCCAGCUCCAGCCCCUACUACACCACCGUCAACGCCAUGCCUCCUCCUCUGGACGGGACCGCCAAGCCCAGCCCGGACUCCAACGAGCCUCGCACCCCGCCUCAGACCGUCGACUCGCCCACCAUCCCCCCCGAUCCUCCUCUGUCGAACCGAGUCACCAUCAACCUGAGGAACCAGUCGUCGAGGGCCUCCACAGCCUCACCCACCCGUCCUGCCCGCGAGCCCUUCGUAUAUUCUCCAUCCGCCGACAAGGCCAAGAAGAGCGUCGAGGAAGCUGAUCCCCCUUCCGACGCAGACCUAGAAACGCCGCCCCCAGCAUGGCGUGCCUCCCUCAGCCCGCCUACCGAAGACCUGUUCCCCGGAGACCAGGAUAUGCCGGACGAGACGGUCGUCGAACCCAAGUCCGACAGACCCAGCCCGGGGAUCACCAAUGACGCUACUCCGCUGGCAGAUCCCACCGCACGCUUCCCGUACCAUGAAACUGAUAAGCCAGUGGCUGAGACCGUGAACCGCCUGCGCCAAUUUCUGUUAGACGGUCAGUUAUUGCACACAGAAGCAGACAUCUACGACCAGCUUCGGUUAUGGGUGGACCUAUUUGUCGCGUUUGCAAAGACGGCAAGCCCAGCUGAGGUCCUCGAGUCGGUUCAUAGCAAUGUAGCCUUCUGGCAGACUUUUCUCGGUGUUUCCGCGAUCAUCGCGGAUGAAAACUCCCCUUCCUCAGUUCGUCCGAGGGUGUCGGCCCUCCAGAGAUUGGCGCUCCUGUUUUCGCACUCCUUCGCUGCGCUCACGGCACAGCUCAUCAUCGUCGACUUCCAUUCCGUCAGCGAAUGGCAAUCCGGCGGGCCGUCGCGGAAUCCUGCUGGUCCGCUAUUGAUUUCUCCCGGCUAUCUUCGACAGUUGCACCAAUUGAUACAGUUUGGUCCGGUGAGCGACUCCGUCUUGGCUGAUAUCACUGGGGUAGAUCGACCACACCUCGCCAUGUGCUUCGCAAACGGGCUGUAUGCCUUCACCGGAGGAGGCUUUGAGUCUCUCUGUACCCUUGCGACAAGCCUAGCCGAAGUCGUGCGGACAGUCCCGAACCUCGUCAACAUCCUCACGCCUAUAACACAGGUGCUCACGGAUUGUCUGUACGAGACCUCGCGGGCUCUCCUUGCCCGCACGCAGGGUGCCUCGGACUUUGCUCCACAUCUGAGCGCGGCCUACCGUACUUGGACCUUCUUGUCGUCGCUCCUGACAGAGAUUAUUGAGAAGCACGUCGGAACAUUGAGCAGCGAUGGUGUUUCUUUGCAGAUCCUGGCAUUGUCGGAUAUGCUCCGUUUAUGCCUCCAGUAUGACAACGACGAAACCAUUCCGCUGCUCAGAGAACAUCGAGCAAAGUACCCUGAACUGGUGGGACCCCGGACAGUCGAUGCCAUCACCUGGGAAUGGAAGGCGGACAUCCUUGGGAGGCUGAUUCGAUCCAGCCAGCUGCAGCUGCGGGUGAUGGCGGCGACCACCAUGUGCAACGAACUGGUCGGCGCUUGGAAGCGUUUCGGUGCCCCUAGCGCAAGCCCAAAUCAGCACUUCACCGAUCACCUGGGUCACCAUCUCCUGCAGACAGGCUUGGUAGACUACAUCCUCGGGCCCAAUUGCCACCCGGAGCUCAUUAAUGAGAGCGCCAACAUUAUUGGAUACCUGGUUGUUACCAAGCUGUACGACAAGGACCAUACCGAUCGUCUUUGGCAGCGCCUCACUGAGAGUCAGGACCCGCGGAUAGAGAAAGCCGUUGCCAAGAUGGCGACAUCCAUCACGAACCUGUUUGAUUAUCCCACGCUGCUCCUUCUUUGUGAAAAGUUCCAGGCUCUUCCGAUGGCCGAUUUCAACCAGACGCUGAAGAAUUACUGGGGCGUCGUCCACCACGAGCUGAUGAUGCGAUGCAAGACGGAGGGCAUCACUCUCGGCUUCCUUCCAUACGGCCUCUGUUUAAGAUUGCUGAGGGAAGCAUUUCUACAGUCGUCUACUUUCCAAAUGUACCUUCCAGAUGCGCAAAUCAAAGCAGCCACGGAAAAGCUCAAAAGCUUGCUCUUCUACGGCCCGGACAGCGAGGGUCGUCAGGAAUUAUAUGCAAGCUGUAUCGAAGACAUUGCAGCAAAAUCGCCAACAACCCUGGGGAGCCUAUGUUGCUUGACCAUCACCAUCCGCCCAAAUAUGGCUGAUGAGAUGAACUUCCUCAUUGAGAAGCAUGACUUGGUGAGGCUGCUAGUGGAAGAGCUGGAGCAUGCCAUUCAAUCGACAAGGACUACUGGUAUACGUCCAGUGUUCUUCGGGCAGGUCAAUCAUCCAAGGAAAGACUUCAUUGCAAACCUCAUCCGCCUCCGGCCCGACGCAAUACCCGAAGACUUGGGCCGGAAGCUUUGGGAUCUGCUCGUUGGGCCGGCUAGUCUCUGUGAAGAGGAUAGGAAUUCGGCUUGGGACAUCUUCAUCGAUUUUACCCAUGGUAUGGCGUUUGAGAAUCCAUUUCUGCGGCUCUGCUUUUCCCGCUAUCUUCCCGACCUACCGUCUUCCUGCUUCUGUAGGGGAUUGCUUAACUGCAUUAAGAAAGUAAUUGCCGAAGAUGGGAUUCGCAGCUUGGCCGUGGGCGUCUACCUAGAGAGCCAGGCCAUCACGACAUAUUCGUUUGAUCGGGCUCGUCGGGUUCACUCUGCGUUUGUCGAGCGCUGCCUCAACCAGCUGAGCGCCUGCGCGAGCAGGAUCAAGGCGUCAAGCGAUGGAACCUCAAGCGGCGAAGACGAGCCGAUGGUGAUUGUUGCAACUGAAGACGAGAUACAGGAGCAAGAACGCAUCUUCACCCGAACACUGCAGCUCCUUAGGGUCUUUGUCCAAGGCCAUUGUGCGAGUCCCGCUCUGAGCGCUCCCGAUUUCCGACCAUACUUCCAGGAUCAGCUAUAUCAGACGGAAGGCGACCUUGCGCCGCUCAAGUACCAGACUUUUGACGGGGGCCCAAGCGCAGAAGUGAAGCCGUUGCGCAUCGGCAAGCUCAACACGGCCGCUUCUCUGAUAUCCAACUUGCGGCACGAGACCGGUUUCAGCAACUUUCGCAUCAUCUACAAAGGGCGGCAAUUCCUCCCCUCAAUGGACCAGAUGGCCCAGACUCUGGAGAGUCUGCAGGUCGAAGAUGGCAUAGUGCUGGUUGUUAAACAGGAGAACGACACUUCGAGCAACAACUCUACUCGGAUCCAGCAUGGUGCAUCGCCGCUGGAGAUUCGAAUUCUGUCGCGUUUCCAAGAGCUGUGGAGCUAUCUCGGUAUGGAAGACAAGAUCGCGAGUGAGGUCUAUCGCCUUCUCGUCGAUCUCCCCGUCGACGGCCACAUCAUCGACUUGUUGGAGAGCCAAAGCACCGUGUACACCGAUCUUUUCCCUCCCGGACAGCCUUACAAAACCCUCUAUGCGAUUGGCGCGCUUUCCAAGUACCUUGAGCCCAUUCGCUCCAAAGGGCCAGCCAAUGAUGAAGCUGCUGGCGACGUUCAUGGAUUUUCCCGUAUUUCAAACGAGGAGGUUUUGAGCUCAAGUUUUUCUUUAGUCGUGCAGGCCCUUUCUGACGAAAACUUUCUGCAUCAAGUCAGCCCCAAAUUAAGCAUCCAGCUCAUGGGGGCUUUAAUGCAGACUUUUGUAACCCUCUUAUCCAUCAUUCAGCCAUCGGCGGAGACAUCUCUUGCGUACCCAAGCGCCGGCCGCCUCAUUCACAUAUUGGCAGACGCAGGGAUGGCGAGGGAAGAUGAAGCUGCACUGCCUUUGAUCGAAAACACGUUGUCAGCUAUAUUGCGUCUCUGUCUAUCACAGCGCGCCUUCAUGGAGAGCGUUGCAGAUCAUUCGUCGUUCGGAAACGUCCUCCACGACUUGAUUCUUUGGGACUCUCGCCCAGAGGUCAGAAGGCGUGUUGUGAACAUGAUUAGGACAGCAGCGGAAUCAGAAGAGCGCCCUCUCAACGGUCUUGAAUCCACAUCUACAGAAGAAGGGCAUGCCUCAGGAUUGGCGUAUCCGCUGACGCGCUACUUUUGGUCGACAGCUUUGGCUCUUCUCCCAGAGACAAUCGGCAACCAAAGCCGGUGCCAGGAAUUGCUCGACGGCCUUGAGUACUUAUUCUGCAGGAUGAGCCUCAUCGAGCCUUCCGAGGUUGAUAUCACCGCUUUCGCCAGACAGAUCUGUGAACUCCUCCUGAACCACACCUCGACUGAGCGGUUGGACCAGCCGGAGUCGCAGGAUCAUGCUGCAGCUGGUCUAUCAACUCUUCUGCUCCGGUGCCUGCAGCUGGAUAGCACUCUGCCAGCCUCUCCAGCCCUGCCCGAUGAUCUUGCCGAGAUCUUAUUCCAGAGCCACCUUUUCCCGCGACGCCGAGUCGAGUCAACGCAGCCUGUGCCGAGGGUGGUGUUGAGGACGGACACGCGCGCCAGGCUGUACGAAGCAAUCUUCGCCUUCACAAAAGACUACCCGAAUCGAUUUUGGGCGAUUCUGCAGAACCUCAAUUCCCUCGUCCCCUAUUUUCCAGACGAGGAUGAUGGCCUCGAUCCGUAUAUAUACGAUUUGCCCUACAAUUUCAACCGCAACCAAGCCAUAAGGUCGCACGGCUACGUGGGCCUACAGAACCUCUCAAACACGUGCUAUCUCAACUCACUCCUCACUCAGCUCUUCAUGAACACUCGGUUCCGCCAAUUUGUGCUUGAAUUCAACGUACAAGAUCCAGGCCAUUCUCAACAAUUGCUGUUCCAUAUGCAAAAACUCUUUGCAUUCAUGCAGGAAAGCUAUCGCCGAAGUGUCGACCCUACAGAUUUGGUCAGCUCCAUCAAGACGUACGAAGACGCCAUGAUAGACAUCCACAACCAGAUGGACGUGGAAGAGUUCUAUAGCCUGCUGUUUGAUCGGCUGGAAAGUCAAGUCAUGACGGAAGGCGAAAGGAAGAAGCUACGGUCGAUCUAUGGUGGACAGCUCGUCCAGCAGAUCAAGUCGAAGGAGUGUGAGCAUGUGUCUGAGCGGCUUGAGCCAUUUUCGGCGAUCCAGUGCGAUAUCAACGGAAAGAAGACGCUCCAUGAAAGCCUCCAGGCUUACGUUGAUGGGGAAGUCUUGGAAGGCGAUAACAAGUACAAGUGCUCAUCUUGCGACCAACAUGUUGAUGCUGUCAAGAGGACAUGCUUGAAAGAUUUGCCUGACAAUCUGAUAUUCCAUCUGAAACGGUUCGACUUCAACAUCCGUACUCAGCAACGGUGCAAAGUGAACGACCAUUUCGUAUUCCCGCCAAGCAUCAACAUGCGCCCGUACACAAUCGACUAUCUCAGCGAUCCAACAAAGGACGCGGAGUCGCCUGACGUGUUUGAGCUAGUUGGCGUCCUCGUCCACUCUGGCACGGCGGAAUCGGGCCAUUACUAUUCCUACAUACGAGAGCGCACGUCGACUACAGACUGCCCCAGCUGGGUAGAGUUCAACGACGAUACCGUAACGCCCUGGGACCCGCGUCAGAUGGCAGCAAGCACGUUUGGCGGCCCGAUUCAGCAAAGCAGCCCACACUUUUCCGACCGGCAGCCGACUGACAAGACGUACAGCGCCUACAUGCUCUUUUAUCAACGCUCUUCAUCCCUCCUCGCGGAACAGCAAUCGAUGCUGUCUUCCCCGGAGAACACUAUCCCUUUCCAGAUUGACACCGACCCUCAGCUUCGGGAGCAUAUACUGAAUGAUAACACCGUCAUUCUUAAGCGACACUGCCUAUAUGAUGCCAGUCACGCCGAGUUUGUGCAACAUUGCUUCAAGCACGCAGGGCUCCUCCAGAACAGCAUCAGUCAUGACGGUACAGGCCAGCAGCAGGAACAAACGCCCCAACUGUCCGACAAGGAUACAACAGCAAUGCCACCCCAUGCAUUCAAAGACCUAGCGAUGGAGAUGGCUCUCGGCCACCUUGACCAACUCGUGAGUCGACAGCAAGGGACGCCGAAUUUUGAGUCAUUCUCGAGCCUUAUCAGAGCAGCUGUUGUUGACUGUGGAGGCUGCGCGCUUGCGUUCUUCAGCUACUUCAAUACGCGUCAUGAGGCGUUUAGGGGCCUGGUGCAGCGCAAUCCGGAGGCCAAGAUUCGUGCCUUUGCUGGAGCCACCACGGCGAUUGUGUUGGGUAAAAUUGCCGCCGAGACGCCUCAGCUCUACGAUGGACCCAGAAGCUCCGAUGAUGCCACUCCAGACGACGGGGAAGGCGGCUCUACGUCCAAUUCUCUGGGCCACGACGAGCUUUCACCAAAGGCGUACGUCUUGACCGGAGUGAUGUGCUCCUUCGACUAUAUUUGGCAACACUUCCAGUUUCAUCUCCGCUCUUGGGACGAAGUGUUUGGCAUGAUGCUCGAGUUUGCCAAGUUGGGGCCGCGAGAGGCGGCCCACAUGCUAGCCAACGAUUAUCUGCUCAAGCUCCUGCGCAUCGUUGCGGCCGACGUGUCCAUGGAGCUGCCACCAAACUACGCGAAGAUGUUGCACAGCAUCUACCGGCGGGCGGUUAACAGACCCCCGUCGUACGUGUCGAUUCUGAACCUCAUCAACUACCUCAUCUCCCAGCUUGAUCCCACCGUGGACGCGCAAAGCAUUGUCGACGCAGCGGAGGACCGAUUGCGCUUCUUCGAGCCACCGUUUCCCUGGACAUCGGAGGAAGUGUUUCUGAUCCACAGCCACCCAGAGCGCCAGCUGGCCAGCAUCUUUGUGGAAAAGCUACUGGGCAUCGAUCAAGCCCUGGAGGCCACUCACGGCAUUCUUGGCCGCCUGACAGCAUUGUCGAACCAAAUGGACCAGAGGGUGUUCAACACUCUGCGGAGAAGAAUUCGGGGAGACACGACAGAACCGAUGGAUCCAUACCUGCGAGGCGCCACCACCUAUCUGGAACACACGCCCUCGGCCGGCCACAUGCAGUCUCUGAUGCGCCACAUUGCUGCGCAGGCCGGAGGCCUACAGAGCACAGAUGAAGCCAAGGCGUUUCUGGAACACUUUCAGACAGCGCUGAAUCUGAAGAGAAGUGACGGCGAAAUGGCUCAGACGGCAGAGGUCUGUAGCCUUGAGACGCUGGCGGAUUGGGUGCCUCAUCUUCUCGUAUUUCCCGAUGGCGAGGUGAGGUUUGAUACCGAAUGCUUUCUGGACAGGGAACUCUUUGGCCCUGCCGCGGACAGCCCGGACGACGAUUCGCAAAGGUCACAGGAAAGAGAGGGCUCACAGACCAUCAUCCAAAGACUGGGGAUUUCGUGUUUGCAGUAUCUCCGGCAAGAGCACAUAAGUCGCCGCAAGCUCAUUGGGCGAGAGUCUGCGAGCGCCGUGAUCCGGGUAGUUGCCAAAUGCUCUACGUAUUACAAUCGAGAGCCGGAUCCCGAUGACGACAACAGUGUGGAGUUUAAGACGCUGCAGGACGAUGUGCUGGGCUCUUUGCGAAAAUACGUUGUGGAUGAGGUAGAGGAUGACGGUUCUGACUGGGAAGGCUCCUGCAUCUCAUCAGAUGCGCUCGACGGCCAGCCCGAUCUCGGAGUGCAGCAGAUUGGCGAGCUGGAUGAAGCAAAUGCAAUAUAG